This is a messenger RNA of Dendrobium catenatum, 1139 nucleotides long. RefSeq names its product transcription factor bHLH52-like. Gene Ontology annotation, molecular function: protein dimerization activity; DNA-binding transcription factor activity. Lineage: Eukaryota; Viridiplantae; Streptophyta; Magnoliopsida; Asparagales; Orchidaceae. The transcript has a single exon. Gene Ontology annotation, biological process: regulation of DNA-templated transcription. The coding region runs from base 659 to 1060 and encodes 133 amino acids. The record is from RefSeq and is a predicted model, not a curated record.
ACAAAAAUCUUAAAAGUUCUUUAAUUUUUUCCCCCAAAAUAAAACUAAAUAAAUAAACAUUAAAACUGGCGGGAAAUGUGCAUAACUAACUGGUCGUUAGUGUAACCGUGGUUCUACAUCUCUCUCUUCUCGCAUGCAUGCCUCCGGGUAUUCUGGUUGGAGAUUGAUCCUGCUGGGAGCUUUACAGGUACCUCAAUUUCCUUAUGAUUUUCAGUUUAGAUUGUCCAGUUUAGGAUAAAAGCUUUAUUUUAUUGGUCUCAGUUUUGCUUUUGGACAAGAAAUAGCUCUCUUACGUGCUUUCCAAAAUUAAAAAAAAAUAAAAAAAAAUCGAUAGCAGCGAGAUAGAGGCGUUAAUUAAUCUUGGUGAGUAAUGUUUUCCAAUUAGUUAUUGUAACAGUUUCUUAAAUAUAUUCUUUAAGCUAAAUAUAUAUUUCUUUUGUUUGAAUUAGGAGGGACGGAUCAGUACUUUGAAGUGGAUUCGGAAGUAGCUGAAGCCCUCACUGGCUUCCUCAACGACGACGACCCUUCUCUCCACUCCAUUGACACACUCUUUCAAAACGACGACUUCGUGGCCGGCUACAUUCAACAGCAACCACCACCGCUUUUGGAGCAGCAGCCGCCACCACAGCUUUUUGAGCCAAAUGUAUAUCCUACAUUAAUGGCUCCUGGCUGCAGUGCUCCUCCUCCCAGUUUGUCAGCUCAGAGUGUGGCAGCAAGGAAGCGGCGAAAGCGGAUCAGCGAGAAGACACAGGAGCUUGCCCGACAUAUCCCCGGCGGCGUCAAGUUGAGCACUGCAGAUAUGUUCCAGUCUGCAUAUAAAUAUAUAAAGUUUCUCGAAGCCCAGCUUGCUGUUCUUGAACUAACCACUCCCAGUGUGCAGGAAUGCGGAAGUAGAAAGGAAGAUGAAUAUUUGUAUGCAUUGCUAGCUUCUCUGACAAUGCAAGAGAAGUUGGCAGCGCAAGAGAUGUGCCUCGUGCCUUUAUAUGAGUUGCCUGGCCUUAAGGAAUCAUGUAUAGAUCAAUACCUUACACAGUACUUCAGCUUGUUUUCUACCUUUUAAACCAUUAUUUAGUUGUUGGUUCUAUUUUAUUUUUUUGUUAUCGUUGGGACUUUGUACAGAAGUUGUUAUUGAAUUUGGU